AUGCACGCCGCACUGUUUUCUUUCUUUGUUGCUGUCUUCUUUUCGGUUUUCGCUCGGGCAGCACCAGUAACAACUCAACCAGUUGAACUCCUGGUCUUCAGUCCUACCAUUACCUCCCCUACCGCUGGUAUUGUUUGGAUCACCAACACAAAGGCGAAUGUGACUUGGUUAACGAGCAAUAUCCCUGCUGAAAAGCAGAACACAACUGGUCUUCUUCUGUUGGGCUACGAAGCCAACAACUCGGAGAACUUGGACAUCUAUCACCCACUUGCCUCUCAGUUCCCUCUCGCUCAAGGCUGGGUAGAGUUCACGGUCCCAAGCAACUUGACCUACAAGAACAAUUAUAUCGUUGUCCUUUUCGGUGACUCCGGGAAUGCCAGUCCCCAAUUUACUAUCACUCCCAACAACGCCACCCAAUCCUAAGCACGGAUAUUCUCUCGCAUGACUAUGGACUCAUGACUACGGACUACCGAUGAUCCUUCUCAGCUAGCCUGAUUAUUUUGUACUGCUAUGGACAGUAGCCUGGUGCUUUGAUAGAGCUUAUAGGUAAAACUUUACCUCACUAGCAGAUCCUCACAAACGGACAAUAUAUUCGACCUUUUUCUUUGAUCGCAAUGCUGGAUUCUCUAUUAAGCCGAAUUAAGGUGAACAGAUGGGCAG
This is a messenger RNA of Pisolithus orientalis, 660 nucleotides long. RefSeq lists its product as uncharacterized. The record is from RefSeq and is a predicted model, not a curated record. NCBI's taxonomy places the organism in Eukaryota, Fungi, Basidiomycota, Agaricomycetes, Boletales, Pisolithaceae. The coding region runs from base 1 to 423 and encodes 140 amino acids. The transcript is spliced from 3 exons.